UCUUCACACCCGCUUCCAAAUGAUUUCGUGUUUCCCUGUGCAGCCAGUCCAUCUUCCAUGACGCUAGCUUCACGGCUAACUAGCCGAAGGGGGAACCAUUGACGUAGCUGGCUCGGAUUGUACAGGAAAUGCAUUCUUGGCUAGCAAGACCCAUCAGUAAUAUUAGGGCUUGUUAUUAAUUUGCUCUCUUGCUUGCAUAUGGCGUUUCGCAUCAUGACUUAAAUUGCUGCAGAAAUGCAUUAAAUGUAUUGCAUUCAUUCGUAAAUAAAACAUAACGGGGUGUUAGAUCUUACUUGACGGUAACGUUACAUGAGUACAUCGUGUGUGCCAGUUGAAUGCUGACCUAUAAAAGAUUAAGAAAUGCUAUAAUAAUCUAUAUCCAGUGUUUCUCCUCAGCAUACACAGGGCGACAUUUGGAGGGUUCUCACCCUCCGCUUGAAAUAUAUGGCUAAUAAUUAUGAUUAUUUGGUCCUUUUAUGUUCGUUUUCUCGGACUUUAGUGAUUCUGUGCGAACUCUUCUCUGAAAGUGAUAGGUCUUGCCCAACAGAACUGACCGGUUGUUUCCGCUCGGCCUGUGCUAUGGGCCCGUGAACGGAGCCUUUAUUACGUAAUGGUUGGGUAGGCGGCGCGAGCGUCAUUUAGAUGAUUAUAUAUCCUAUCACAGAGAGAGAGGGGGGAGAAAUAUCUAGCACUAGCUCGUUUUUUCCCCUCACACACACAGUAUUAUUACUUUUGAUCUGCCGCAGUUUAUAUUUGAUAUUGUUGCUUAAUCUAUAACUAACAUUCAGAUAAACUCUGGAGCUGUUUCUUGGCUGACCUAAUCUGCGAGGAAUGAGCAGACUGUGUUAUGGGUAUGAGCCAUUGCACCAUCCCUGAGCGUCGGCAGAAGCCUGAGAAGGACGCAAGGGUGUGCACUGUGUUAUAAGAACAAGCGAGUGGAUAUCCAGACAUCGGCGAACGAAGAGCAACGACGUGAAUUAUGUCUUACUAUAACAGAGAACUGGUGGUAUUUUUUAUUAAAUAUAAACUCUCACAGAGGAACUACCCCUACAAUCACAUUGAAUUUACAGAAGACACAAAUCGGACUGAUGCGGUGGAAGGGAAUGAUGAUGAGGGGGCAGCAGGAACGACGAGCCUCGUUAAUGGCUCCGUAAAUGGAACAAGUACUGAUUCCAAUGGGACCCCACCAAGGUCCCCCGCUUCAACCCCUCAGCGUCAGACGAACGGGACUGGGGGUCUGGAUGCAGUAAAAGAGGCGCUUCGUGAUUCUGCCAACGAGUUUGAGCUGCGUUAUGCCCAAGCAUUCAACGACCUGUCCUCGCAGCUCCACAUCACGCCUGCCACAGCGUACCAGAGCUUCGAGAGCGUGAUGGAUGAGGUGUUCCGCGAUGGCGUCAACUGGGGCCGCGUCGUGGGACUGUUUGCCUUCGGAGGGGCUCUGUGUGUUGAGUGCGUGGAGAAGGAGAUGAGCCCGCUAGUGGGAAGCAUCGCGGAUUGGAUGACCGUCUACCUAGACAACAAAAUUCAGCCCUGGAUCCAGAGCCAAGGAGGAUGGGAACGCUUUGCAGAGAUCUUUGGAAAAGAUGCAGCAGCAGAGAGCAGAAAAUCACAAGAAAACUUCAAAAAGUGGUUGCUGGCAGGAAUGACCUUGCUCACGGGUGUCGUGGUCGGGUCACUUAUCGCACAGAAACGCCUGUGAGGAUCAGGAUAACUGAAGAUCCAAAUACACCCACUGCUUCAAUUUGACCUCCUGCUAACAUGAAGAAACUUAAAAAAAAAAUACAUUUAUUUUGGAUUUAUUUGUUUCCCUUUUAUUGCCAAGAAGUUUCAUGUUUACAUCCCACCAUGUACUGUUGACUGAGUGGAGCGCAUCUGGUGUGAUAUCACAUGAUCCAGACUGCAUGAGGGGGUUUUGCUUUUUAGCUGACUAGGAUCUAGCUAACCCAUGUCUCCUUAAACCCUGUUUAAAAAAUGAGAAAAAUAACUUAAAAAAGAAGAACAUUUGGCAAAAACCUUCUUUCUUUGUCUGUAAUUUUUAUUUUUUGUUUAUAAAUAAUUAUUUUCAGCUUUAUCAUCAGUCUUUUUAAGUAUCCUUAUUAUUUUCUCAUUUUCAGAGACUGGCAAAACUGAAAAGGAUACAAACAUUUUAUCUUUGAAUCUAAUUUAAGCUUGUUUGUGAUUCUUGAGUUAAUGACCCAAUGAGAGAGAAGUAGUCAUUUAAUCCGCACUGACAUUUCUAAGGACAGUUGUUGCUUAAGAAAAGAGAGGCGCCUCUUUGGGCCUCUUUUUGGCACUACAUUUGAGGGCCUGCUUCCUCUGUGAUCUCUCUAUCAUUAGAGGACAGUGUGGAGAACAGAUGAAAAAUGUCUGUGUGUGUGUGUGUUCCCCCAAUUAUUGUUCUGUUUUUUUUUUUUUCCAAUGCAAAUUUGAUGAGGAUUUAAAUGUGUCAAAUCCUCUGGAGCAUCUAAAUUAAAGGACCAACAGUUAUGAGAAAUUGUUUUGUUGUGAAAGAAAGUUCUGUAUGUUCAUUGCAGUUUGAUUUUUGAUUCAUUAAAACAUAACUUCAGCUUCAGAUGAAA
Molecule: messenger RNA, 2579 nt
Organism: Carassius gibelio (silver crucian carp)
Lineage: Eukaryota; Metazoa; Chordata; Actinopteri; Cypriniformes; Cyprinidae
Gene: bcl2l1
Product: BCL2 like 1
Exons: 3
Coding region: 980-1699 (239 amino acids)
Biological process (GO): extrinsic apoptotic signaling pathway in absence of ligand; intrinsic apoptotic signaling pathway in response to DNA damage; negative regulation of intrinsic apoptotic signaling pathway
Cellular component (GO): mitochondrial outer membrane
Molecular function (GO): protein homodimerization activity; protein heterodimerization activity
Source: RefSeq, a predicted model, not a curated record